CAGCAUCGCCAUGACACUAAGGACGGACAAAAUCGUGGUGACCGGUGGGGCGGGGUUUCUGGGACAGCACAUUGUCAAAAUAUUACAGGAAAGGGCCGACUAUGUCAAAGAAAUAGGUGUUUUGGAUCUGAAACCUUUCACCAAACAACUAGAAUAUGAGGACAAGAUUCCGUUGACAAGUUUUAUUGGCUCCGUCACGGAUUACAGUGUGGUAGAGAAAGCGUGUCGAAAAGCGUCCAGUGUGUUCCACGUGGCAGGACUAAUCAGCUUUGGGACGUCACCUGACGUUGACGCAAUGAUGGAAAUCAACGUCAAGGGAACACAGAAGAUACUUGAGGCUUGCGUGGAAUGUGGUGUUCAGAGACUUGUCUUGUGCAGCUCAGUUGACGUCGUAAUAGGAUUCGAUGACAUAAGAGAUGGCACUGAGCAGACGACAGGAAAACCAUAUAAAUUUCUGUUUCCCGGAUACCCAGAGACGAAAUACAUGCAAGAAUGUAUGGUUUUACAGGCCAAUGGUGGACCUACUGUCAAUGGAGAUACACUGGUUACAGUGUCUCUAAGAGCCAAUGUAAUGUAUGGAGAGGGGGAUCAGUACUAUGUCGCCAAUGGACUGUGCUCAGCUCAGAGCUCAAAGGGAACACUUGUGCAAGUAGGUAAUGGAAAAAAUCUGUUUCAGCAGUGCUAUGCAGGAAAUGCUGCCUGGGCAUUUCUUUGCGCUGACAAAGCCUUAAGGUCUGACAAAUCCAUUGGAGGACAGGCCUUUUUUAUACCAGAUGACACCCCACUAUCAAAUUCUUUUGAUUUCAUGAAACCAUUCCUUGAGAGCAGAGGCAUGACUCUUUCUUCCUACAAGAUUCCAUUUUCUGCGGUUUAUUGGCCACUUGUUAUGUUUGAAUUUGUUUUGAAACUUCUUUCUCCACUGGUGAGAAUCAACAUUCAAACAGCAUCGUGCAGUGUCAAGUACAUCAACAUGGACCUUUACUUCAGAAGGGACAAAGCUGAAGCUAUCCUGGAUUACAAACCCAUGUUUUCACCAAGUGAGGCCAUGAAGAUGUCACUCAAUUUUUAUAAGCAUAUGAAGUUAUGA
Saccostrea echinata is the source of this 1087-nucleotide messenger RNA. Its product is annotated as 3 beta-hydroxysteroid dehydrogenase/Delta 5-->4-isomerase type 1-like. The record is from RefSeq and is a predicted model, not a curated record. The coding region runs from base 11 to 1087 and encodes 358 amino acids. NCBI's taxonomy places the organism in Eukaryota, Metazoa, Mollusca, Bivalvia, Ostreida, Ostreidae. Gene Ontology annotation, molecular function: 3-beta-hydroxy-Delta5-steroid dehydrogenase (NAD+) activity. The transcript has 4 exons. Gene Ontology annotation, biological process: steroid biosynthetic process.